Molecule: messenger RNA, 3226 nt
Organism: Chenopodium quinoa (quinoa)
Lineage: Eukaryota; Viridiplantae; Streptophyta; Magnoliopsida; Caryophyllales; Amaranthaceae
Product: G-type lectin S-receptor-like serine/threonine-protein kinase At1g34300
Exons: 1
Coding region: 610-2937 (775 amino acids)
Biological process (GO): recognition of pollen; protein phosphorylation
Molecular function (GO): protein serine/threonine kinase activity; ATP binding
Source: RefSeq, a predicted model, not a curated record
UUAGAUUUAUUAUAAACUUCAUAUUAAAAUCCAUCAUAACACUACAUUUAUAAAGCUAUUAACCCUUAAAAAAUUACAGAUUGAAAUACACGUUGAACAUUGUACAAUAAAAUUACCGUAUAAUCGGGUCACGAUAUUGAAAUUAUUGUAUUAAAAAAUCAAAGAAAGGAACACGAGGAUAUUAAAAAAUUUAGAAUAGUCAAAAGAAGGUUCCCCAAUCCCCACGGUCUUGAAAAGUCUCACUUCUAAGGUUCCAUCACCUUCUUCUUACUAUGUUUUCCAUUUCCCGCUGUAUUUGUCAACAAAAUAUACAGAACACCUGAGAAAACAAACAAAACAUUUUAUCCUUUUUAGUCCUUUUUUAUGGCUUACUUUUCCUUUGCCUCGAGUACUGCCACCCUUUUACCCUUCAACUCCAACAACAUAUUACAGUUUGGCAAAUGUCGAUGUCGAGACCUCAGAUCAAACCCGUCUACGUUACUGUUACUGUCGCUCCUUAUACGAGUAGUUCUCUAUACAUCAAAAAACAGUUGGGGGUCAUUAAUGCAAGAUUAAAUGCUGAAUUGAUACUUCUUGUGAUUGAGAAACCAACUUUUCAAAAACAUAAAAAUGAAUAUCAGAAAUUUUCUGAUUUUUUAUCCUCUGUUUUUCAUUCCAUUAUUAUCAUCAUCCUCUGUUUUUGCAGCUGAUAUUCUUCCAGGCUCUUCUCUUUAUGCUUCGAGUAAAAACCAAAAAUGGUCAUCACCCAGAAAUACUUUCUCUCUCCUCUUUCUUCCCAUGACUCCGACCACUUUCUCUCUCUGCAUUGCAUAUGGAGGAUCCGUUUCAAUCUGGGAACCCGCCGGAAAAACCGACGGAAAUUCCUCUUUUCAUUUCCUUUCAGACGGAAAUCUCCGGCUAAUUAACGGCUACGGCGAAUUUUUAUGGCAAUCAAACACUACCCAUCUCGGAGUUACUCAUGCUACCCUUGAAGAUUCUGGUAAUUUCGUACUAAAAAAUGGCUCUGUUUCAUUGUGGCAUUCUUUCGAACACCUUACGGACACUCUUGUUCCUUCUCAAAAUUUCACUGUUUCUGAUGCUUUAACUUCUGGGUUGUACACUUUUAGUCUUGAUAGAAGUGGGAAUUUAACUUUGAAGUGGAAUAAUAACAUAUUAUAUUGGAAUUAUGGGGUGAAAUGUAUUAAUACUGUUAUUUCCAAUUUGACAAACCCUAGUUUAGCAAUUAGGCAAAAUGGGAUUUUAUCUCUUUAUGAUCCUAAUUUGUCUAAUCCAGUUAACAUGGCUUACAGUAGUGAUUUUGAUGAUGGUAAUGAAUUUAGGUUCUUUAAGUUGGAUAGUGAUGGAAAUCUAAGAACCUAUAGUGUUAGCAAUGGAAUUACUACUGUAAAAUGGACUGGAAUUAGUGAUCAAUGUGAGGUUUUUGGGUACUGUGGGAAUAUGGGAAUUUGUACUUAUAAUGUGACUGGUAAUCCUACUUGUUCUUGUCCAUCAAAGAAUUUCCUUUUCGUCGAUCCUACUGAUAGUAGGAAAGGUUGUAAGAGGAAGGUUGAGAUCAAAGAUUGUCCCGGGACUGAGACCGUGUUACCUAUGAAUCAUACUCGAUUCUUGACCUAUCCACCGGAGUCAUCUGCUGAACAAUUUAUUUUAGGUACUACAGCUUGUAGGUUGAAUUGUCUUUCUGGCAGUGGUUGUGUUGCCUCUACUGUCAUGGCUGAUGGUACAGGAUACUGUUAUAUCAAAACAUCAGGUUUUGUUAGCGGAUAUCAGUCUCCUACGAUCCCUGGAAGUUCAUUCGUGAAGGUUUGUGGACCGAUUGAGCCAAACCUGCCUAUGAUACUAGAGGGAUCAGGCAAUUCUACAAGUUGGAAACUGCAUUCUUGGAUAAUUGUUGUUCUUGCUUCUUUAGGUACAUUGGUUGGGUUAUUCAUAUUAGGUGGUGUCAUUUGGUGGACGUAUUUUAGGAAUAAUCCCAAGCUUGGUGGGUUUUCUCCUCAUUAUGCACUACUCGAGUAUGCAUCUGGGACUCCUGUGCCACUUUCAUACAAGGAUCUUAGGAGGGUAACCAAAGGGUUCAAGGAGAAACUUGGAGCUGGGGGAUUCGGAGCUGUUUACAAAGGAAGUCUUUACAACAUGGCUGUUGCGGUGAAGCAACUUGAGGGUAUCGAGCAGGGAGAGAAGCAGUUUAGGAUGGAAGUCGCGACUAUCAGUAGCACUCACCACUUGAAUCUGGUGAGGCUGAUUGGUUUUUGCUCUGAAGGCGGUCACAGGCUGCUAGUCUACGAGUUCAUGAAAAAUGGUUCCCUUGAUAAGUUCCUCUUUGUAGGGGAAAAUCAAUCCUUUAACUUGAAUUGGGAGCAAAGGUUCAACAUUGCAGUUGGUACUGCAAGAGGGAUUACUUACCUUCAUGAAGAAUGCCGUGAUUGUAUAGUUCAUUGUGACAUAAAGCCGGAGAACAUUCUCUUAGAUGAUAUUCUCAAUGCCAUAGUUUCCGACUUUGGACUUGCAAAGCUCAUCAACCAGAAAGAACAACAAACUCGCAAGCUUACAACCUUCAGAGGGACAAGAGGAUAUUUGGGGCCAGAAUGGCUUGCUAAUCUGCCAAUUACAUCGAAAUCUGAUGUCUACAGCUUUGGGAUGGUUUUAUUAGAGAUUGUCAGUGGUAGGAGAAACUUUGAAGUUUCAGUGGACACAAACAUGACAAAAUUUUCCAUUUGGGCUUAUGAAGAGCUCGAGAAGGGUAAUAUAAUGAAUAUAGUCGAUAAGAGGCUAGGUGAAGAGUUUGAUGUGGAGCAAGCUAGGAGAGCUCUUCUAGUAGGCUUUUGGUGCAUCCAACAUCAACCAUCUCAGAGGCCGGUGAUGGGGAAAGUGGUGCAAAUGCUUGAAGGAGUUAUACCUGUCGAAAAUCCACCUCCUUUGAAGACUAAUGAGGAAGAUUAAGUGGAUUUAUGUACUAGCAUUUGUGUUAGUACCAGCAUUGGUGCAUCUUCUUCAGUGCAAAAAUCCUUUGUCUCUGAACGUCCGUCUUCUUCUCUUCUACAGGAAGAAAAUGAUAUGAACAGAUGAAUUAUUACACUUUGCAUUUUCUAGUAUUAUUCUGCUAUGCAGUUUGAUACAGAGUGAUGCAACCUUGUUUGUUGUAAAAUUAGUAGAUUAUCAUUCAUGAUUAAUGAUGUAUGUAUUAGUGUAUUUACCAAAUAUAUAAUUGUUUGUAUUGUUCAUCACUUUU